Messenger RNA from Nannospalax galili (Upper Galilee mountains blind mole rat), 2512 nucleotides. It is a transcript of the gene Msantd1, whose product is annotated as Myb/SANT DNA binding domain containing 1. Bases 1699 to 2259 code for a protein of 186 amino acids. The transcript has 2 exons. Gene Ontology annotation, biological process: positive regulation of DNA-templated transcription. The record is from RefSeq and is a predicted model, not a curated record. Gene Ontology annotation, cellular component: nuclear body. NCBI's taxonomy places the organism in Eukaryota, Metazoa, Chordata, Mammalia, Rodentia, Spalacidae.
GUGGUGCUGCCCUUGUAGUCCUGGGCAGAAAAUGGCAAUGAGGCAUGACCCUAGCCUUCCUCCUUGCGGUAGAUCCCUGAGCUUCUUGGAGGAGGGGCUUUCUAGGCACACUGCACUGCCUAGAGCUCUGAGAGCCAGGCCCAGAUCCAUGCUCAGUGCUAAGGGACAGCAUCGAGCUAGCAAGCCAGCAGUGUGUCUGGCCUGACCAAUACCUGACCCUGACAGUGAGGGGAGGAUCUGGGGACCAUCGCAAAGCUCCCAGAGGUAUCUACAAAGCGGGCAGUAGGAAUGGCUUCUCGGGGUCCCUAGACUUCCAGGGUCCAGAGAAGAAAGGGUUCAGCCAGUACCUAGGAGCCCAGGGCCAGCUUUGACCCUUGACCUAUGAAGGGGCACGGUAAGACCUCCAGGCUGCCCCCUGCUGCCCUCCCAGGGCUUCCCCUUUGAACUAGAGCUCACACUGCUCUCCCUCCACCCAGAGUCCUGUGUAAAGACACAGAGCCCAGAGACACUGUCCUCUCCAGACUAAGCUCCUUCUGUCUUUGGUCAGGCAAAGGACAGAUCUGAAUGCCCACUGGCCCCCUAAGAUCCUGCAAGCAGGCUGGGCAAUGUGUCCACAGGCACCAGCAGAGGGGCCUUAGAUUCCAUGGAGUCCUGUUUGUUUUCACGUUCCAGAUGCUAGCCACUGACGCUCUGUGGUGGCACUUUCCUUCCACAGACCAUGUUCCAUGCUCCUGCUCUCCUGCCCCUGGGGUCCCUGCCCAGCCCUGUGGGCAUUUUAGUCCCUCGGCCUGCCUUUUGCCCUGUCCCCCACCCUAGCCUUACCAUGUCUCUUGAGGACAAGCUCCCAGCUAUUUCCUGCCUUGGGCCAUUGAGGGCACCUCUGGCCUCUGCCAGUUUUUCUGGAUGUGCCUCCUCAUCUCAGCCCAGCUUGCUUCUUCCAUCAGUGCUGGGCAUCUGCCCCCACGAAGGUCAGUGUCCAUGCCCCACUGGCCUGCACGGCUGACCAAGGCAGGACUGAUCGGCGUGGGUUCCCAGCAUCCAUACAACCUGUGGCCCAGGAUGUUGAGUGAGUGCUGCAAGAGAAGCGAAGAGCCGAGAAGGAGGAGGAGGAGGAGGCUGCGGAGGUGGGGUCGGGGAAACCCAGAACCCAGCCUCGGUGAAGUCAAGCAGGCCUCUGAGAGAGGGUAGUCUCUUAGCCAGGGGCCCCACGAGCAGUUCCCGCAUCAGGGCAGCGCCGGGGUCCUCCAUCUCCCUUCUGACCCUGGACCUUGGGUUGCAGCCCACUGUCUGUCUUGGACUCAGGCUUUUACAAACCGGAUGGGAUUGAGGUGAGGGUGCUACCUGGGUCCCUCAUGCAGAAGCCUAUCUGGUGCAGCUGAAGCAGGCGUCUCCUCUGGUCUCAAGGCCUGAUGGGCCGGCCAAGUGGGAGGAGGGCUUAGAGCCAUGGUGGGUUUGGGCACAGCCACUCGCUGCAAUAUUGAUGGCCCGUCAGUGCAGCCCUGAUUCCUGUGCUUUCAGUUAAAAGGUUUCUGUUGUUGUAGCUUAUGCAGUUGCUCUGUUGCUAUGGAAACGUGACAUCAAAAUGACGUUUCCCGUUUAAAAGCUUUUAACUAAAUUCCUGCCUGUCAGAUGUAGGCCCCAUUUUGAGCGUGGAGCUGCCUCAAGCAAGCGAGUGAACCGGUGCACUGCCUCCUGCUCAUGGUGCGCUGGCCGGGCCUGGGGCCCUGCCUGAGCGCCAUCCUUAACCCUGCAGGUGCCUCCAGCAUGGCUGCAGCCGAAGUGCCCAGCUACCUUGUGUCCCCUCAGACUGAGAAGCACCGCCGGGCCCGCAACUGGACCGACGCCGAGAUGCGCGGCCUCAUGCUGGUCUGGGAGGAGUUCUUCGACGAGCUCAAGCAGACCAAGCGCAACGCCAAGGUGUACGAGAAGAUGGCCAGCAAGCUCUUUGAGAUGACUGGGGAGCGCCGGCUAGGCGAGGAGAUCAAGAUCAAAAUCACCAACAUGACCUUCCAGUACAGGUCAGAGGAGCGGCCCAUGAAGAAGCGGAAGGUGCAGAGCUGCCACCUGCAGAAGAAGAAGCUGCGGCUGCUGGAGGCCAUGCUGGAGGAGCAGCGCAGGCUGAGCCGUGCCAUGGAAGAGACGUGCCGGGAGGUGCGCCGCGUGCUGGACCAGCAGAACAUCCUGCAGGUGCAGAGCCUGCAGCUGCAGGAGCGCAUGAUGAGCCUGCUGGAGAAGAUCAUCGCUAAGUCCAACGUCUAAGCCUGCCGGGGGUGGACCUGGGCUCGGGGCCCUCCCACCCAGGCAGGGCUCCAGGGAGGGGACAGGCUUCAGUCUAGCCUCCACGGGCUGCUCUAAAGGGCUUUCCAGGACCCCAGUGGCCUUGGGAGACCGUGGGACCCCCAUCUCCAGCAUUAACAGCCUUCCUCGGACACGGGCCGGGGACUGCAGGGCCACUCCCAGUGAGAAGGUCCCAGAUCUGCUCUCCAGUGUAGUCACUCUCGAUGAUACUUGA